AUGUUGAAAGAGUAUCUAUCGUUUGAGGAUGUCACAAAGUUGUUGGACAGUGCACCAUCAUCUGUAGAGAAUGUCCUUGCACAGGACUGCAGCGAGGACUUUGGACGAGUCUUCAGAUUUGUAUGCGCCUUCAGUCCACAUGUAUGCAAGCAGGAAUUUAAGGAGUACAGAUUUGAAAGCAUUGCCAGACAGGGCAUACGGACACACUUGAAGAGUCAUAUAAAUGAUGCAAAGGCAAAUUAUUCAGAAGAGGAAAAGAAAACUUUUUCUACCAGAAAUCAGUUAUUCAAAAGCAGUAAAAAUGGUAAGAUAUAUUUGUGA
Candidula unifasciata is the source of this 321-nucleotide messenger RNA. NCBI's taxonomy places the organism in Eukaryota, Metazoa, Mollusca, Gastropoda, Stylommatophora, Geomitridae. The record is from the annotation of a GenBank genome assembly.